Messenger RNA from Loxodonta africana (African savanna elephant), 12253 nucleotides. RefSeq names its product NFKB inhibitor delta (gene NFKBID). Lineage: Eukaryota; Metazoa; Chordata; Mammalia; Proboscidea; Elephantidae. The coding region runs from base 2431 to 3471 and encodes 346 amino acids. Gene Ontology annotation, biological process: regulation of gene expression. The transcript has 9 exons. Gene Ontology annotation, molecular function: protein binding. Gene Ontology annotation, cellular component: nucleus. The record is from RefSeq and is a predicted model, not a curated record.
GAUUGGGGACCCGGCGGCGGCUCCGCGGGGGAUCAGCGAGGCUGGCGCAGCGCCGAGGCCGGGGCCCUGGGGCCCCGCCAUCCGCGCCACGGAAUCCCCGAGGUAAUAGAUGGGAGGGAAGGUGAGGCACGCCCUAAUCCCCUAAAGGAGUGAAGGGCUGGGGAUCAGGCUCUUGAGUCCCUGAGGGGCCCAGCUGGAGCAUCAAAGUCCCGGGUCCUGAGAGUCAGGGUACCCGGUGUCUGGAGGGGACAGGGUGCUUAGAAUCCUGGGGGCGUUUAAUAGUGGACGUGGCAGGGAUCCUGGACUCCUUGGUCCUGGGGGAGUAGAAGAAUGGGGAUCUGGACUCCUGGGUGCUGGAGGUGAAAGUGCUGGGGACCCCUAUUUCUGGGUCCCGGGGAGGAGGGGGCUGGCGGACCGGACUCUUGCCUUUAGAAGGAGGAGUUGGGUUACGGAAUCCUUGGGGGCGUGGUUGUUUGAAGUCAGUCACUGAUCUCUGUGGCGAAGGUCAAGUGCCUGAUCGCAGGGGUCCACGCUGGCUGCACCCUGGCCCCGGGACUUUCAGGGUCCCUUGGGCUGGGCAGGAAUUUCCCGUGCGCGGGGAUUCCGUGAGCGCCAUGCUUGGCCGCGCGCCCCGCCUCCGGGCCGGACACCUGGGGACCAGAAGGGAAACGGAGGGGCGGGUAUGGAAGAUUCCUUUGCGUGAGCACUGUGACGUCAGCGCGUCGCGUCGGGGCUGUUUCCGAGACUGCCCCACCCCGCUUAACCCUUUCUUCGCCGGAGCCCUGGCUCGGAGGGCGAGGAUUGGGAACCCAGACUUCCUGGGUCGAGGGGAGACCGGCUUGGGAACCGGACCCAGGUCCUAGAGAGGAGGGAACUGAGGACCUGGAUUGCUGGGUCCUGGGUGCUGUGCUCCCGGACUCUUGAGUCUGAGGGAUGGGGGCCUGGACUCUUGGGUCUGAAGGAGGAAGGGACUGGGGGCCUCGACCUCUAGAUCCUUUCUGGCUAGGGGACUGUUGGCUCUUGGUUUCUCUGGGAGGGAGACUGGGAACUCGGAUGCCUGGUUUCCCAGGGAGCCAUCAGCUUCUGGGACAGAGCUGUUGGGUACCUGGAUAUACGUUUUCAGGGAGACAUGCCUGGGGACCCCCGAGGUCUCAGGACUGGUAGAUUUGGGGUAGUGUUUUUUUUACGGAAAUGACGAGGAGUACAGAGGGGCGCCCUCCCCCUCCCCCUCCCCGUCUUCUCUUCGUUUCCACGACGCUGGUGGAAAGUUGGGUCGGGGGAAAGUGAGGAGCAAAGAGAAGGAAACGGCGGAGGCGGGUGCCGCACCCAUCAUCCUCGACUGGCUUUGGCGCUCCAGGCGGCCUAAAUGUGCCAGUUUUUCCGCGAGGGAGGGCGCUCGAAUUCACUCCCCCGAAUUCACUUGAGUGACUUGAGGACCUUGAUGACUUCCCUGGCCCCCCCCAACCCCCGCAGUGAGCCGGAGUGAGCGCAGCCACUGCCCAUCACAGACGGUGAAGAAGCUCCUGGAAGAGCAGAGGCGCCGCCAGCAGCAGCCUGACGCCGGUGGGGCCCCGGGACAGUUCCUGGCUCCCCCGGUCCAGCCCCUGACCCCGUCUGCGAAUGAGGGUGAGGCUGGUAAGUCUGGAAACUAAGCUGGUUCCCUCAAAUUCCAGCCCCAGCCCCCCUCAGGAAUUCAAACAUACCAACACUUCGAGCUUUGGGGAACCUAGGAGUCAGGCCCCCAUUCUCGCUGGGACACCACAGUUUGAUUCCUUAGAUUCUCUCGGGUCCAGUAAUCUGCAUACUCAGUCCUUCCCUUCGGUGGCCCAGGAGUCCAGGCCCCAGCCCCUCAGCACCUUGGGUGCCUCGAAGCCCUCAACAGGUCCUCCAGCUCUGACCCAUGACUUUUCCAAGCCCACUAACUAGGCCUGCCCCUGCCUCUCCUGUCACACGCAGGCCAUAGCCACUUCCUAGUGCCUCAGGAGACUGUGAGUUCUGGACUUGGCGGCCUGGCCCCCUCCACAGGCCUUCCAGACUGGGACCCCAACACGCACGCUGUGUACACCGACAGCUCCUACUCUUACCCCGCUUCUGCUGCUGAAGGUUUCCCGACUUCCAGCUUCUACCCACCCUCGGACCCAGGGCAGCUGUGCCCAUUUCCCCAAGGGAUGGAGGUAAGAUACAGAGUGGGGACGUGGGGGCAAGGUGCAAAAGGGCUGCUAACCAUGGAUACUGCCUCUUUUCAGCAUUCUGAGGUGUCCAGGGCUGGGUUAAGAUCCCAUUCCUCAGAAGGAUAAAAUUGAGGCCCAAAGAUCCAAAGUCACUUGGCACAGAUGGGACAUCUAGCCACUCAGUCAGGGGCUCUGUCCCUGUCCCUGACUCUGUUCAUGCGUGUGUGCGUGCACGUGCGCGUGUGUGUGUGGUGGAGGAAUGGCAGUUUGGGAAGGAGGAAACCAGCUGACUGGCUUUCCCCGCACCUGUGUCCUUCAGGACCCCCUGGAUACCCGACUCUAUGCAGAACCUUCCCUGACACAGGCAGAAUCCUGGAGAGUUUCUGGACUCCUCUCAGGACCCCCACAGUUGCCGCCUGUGGUCCAGGGACCAUCCCUGGACACAGCCCGUGCUCACAUGCUGGCCUUGGGGCCACAACAGCUGCUGGCCCAGGAUGAGGAGGGGGACACGCUCCUGCACCUGUUUGCGGCUCGGGGGCUGCGCUGGGCAGCGUAUGCUGCGGCCGAGGUGCUCCAGGCGUGCAGACAUCUGGACAUCCGUGAACAUAAGGGCAAGACGCCUCUUCUGGUGGCUGCUGCCGCCAACCAGCCUCUGAUUGUGGAGGAUCUGCUGAACCUGGGAGCGGAACCCAAUGCCACUGACCACCAGGGCCGUUCUGUCUUGCACGUGGCUGCUACCUACGGGCUCCCGGGAGUCCUCUCGGCUGUGUUUAACUCUGGGGUCCGAGUUAACCUGGAAGCCAGAGACUUUGAGGGCCUCACCCCACUCCACACAGCCAUCCUGUCCCUCAAUAUCGCCAUGCGCCCACCCGACCUGUGCCCCCGGGUGCUGAGUGCCCAGGCCCGAGACAGACUGGCCUGCGUCCAAAUGUUGCUGCAUGUGGGUGCUGACCACACCAGCCAGGAGAUCAAAAGCAACAAGACAGUCCUGCACUUGGCGGUGCAGGCCGCCAACCCUACCUUGGUUCAGCUGCUGCUGGAGUUGCCGCGGGGAGACCUGCGGGCCUUCGUCAACAUGAAGGCCCAUGGGAACACUGCCCUCCACAUGGCAGCUGCCCUGCCCCCUGGACCUCCCCAGGAGGCCAUUGUGCGGCGCCUGCUGGCAGCUGGAGCGGACCCGACAUUGCGCAACCUGGAGAACGAACAGCCUGUUCACCUGCUGCGGCCAGGGCCAGGCCCUGAAGCGCUCCGGCAGCUGCUGAAGAGGAGCCGUGUGGCACCCCCAGCCCUGUCCUCUUAGGACUCGAACCCAGACCUGGACUGAUUUUCCAGUCCCCUCCGUCCCGUGGGACAGCCAGCGUAUGCUAAUGUUGCAAAUCCAUGAUAAUGUAUGGGGGAUAUCCUGCCAUCCAGGGUCUUACAUUAAAACCCCAGAAUGGCUGCUGGGGGCAAACAGUCCCCAGUAUUUGGGGUGGUGUGAUACCCCUCCCCCACUCACAAGGAGCCCCGUGAUGAUUUCUGUGAAAUUGAGGCCCCUUGAUUGUUUCUGUGAAACACCCUGGACCCCUCUUCCUUUCCCUGCUGGGAUUUUUUAGGGUCUCCUCCCUAACUCAGCUCUUCAUCUUCACACUGGAGCCCCAGAUGUAAUCCCAUUUAUGGUACUUGGGACACCCUCAAACAGCUCCCAAAACCACCCCAGUCAAAUUCCUAAGAUGGCCCCCAACUCUCCCCAGGACCCUCACCCUUCAGGUCCUAACCCCCGCGGCAUAGGAAGGACCCUCUGUGAUUAGAGUCCUCUAGGUCCUACUGCUUUCUGAUUCAGAACUCAACUGGGCCCUUGUCCCAGACCUUCACAUUCCCAAUGAGUCCCUCCCCUGAUCUGAGGGUCCCUGAAACUCUAUUAAAAUCAAUUUGGACUAGAGAUGCCAUUGCCUGAUCUCUGGGAGUAUUGGCGCAGGGGAGUGGCUGUGGUGCCUGGCCAAGGGGUCAUGUUUGGGUGGCAUCUUAGACUGGAUUCUCUAGAGAAGCCAAACCCAGGAAGCAUAUGUGUGUAUAUAUAUAUAUAUAUAUACACACAUAUAUAGGGAGAGAGAGAGAAAGAGAUUUAUCUCAAGAAAAUGGCUUACACAGUGUAGAGGGUGGCAAGUCCCAAGUCCGUGGGUGAGGCAUCAGGCUGGAGGCUUCUCCUGUCUCAUGUAGCUGCAGGGGCUGACGAAUCCAAGAUGAGCAGGUAGGAUGGCAGACUGCUGGCUCAAGUCCCAGGAGCUGGAGGUCAGAUGAUGAGCUGGACGCAGGACCCAGAGCGAGCUUUACCAGAACGUCCAUAGGUAUUGGAUGCAGGCCACACCCCCCAAGGAAACUCCCCUUACAACUGAUUGAUCUCAUCAGGUCACGUAGUGAAGGUGAUUGGUUACAUUCUAUCAUCAAACGGAGGAUAACUACCAAAUUACAUCAUUACACAACUGCCAAACCACUGAGAAUCAUGGCCCAGCCAAGGUGACACACAACUUGGCAGACACUGGGUGCCAAGUCCGUACUCCUCACCCUUACCUUUUGACGCAUGGUGGCCUGACUCCAGUACUAACAUCUGAAACUUUGCCCACGGGCAUUCUCGGACCAUUGAUGCUGGCUCUGCCCUGGAUAUGAGUGCGGUAGGCCGUAAGUGCCAGGGAGUUCAUGCCUGCUUCCCACUCCAGCAGCCCUCAACCAGUGAUUGAUACGAAAUGAAUACCCCAGGUCCCUCACCUCAUGGGUGGGAUAAGUUGGAAGGGUAUGCUGUACACUGUCACUGGUUUCCCCAGCAGAAUUAAGCUCCAGCUGCCCACAGUGAUUUUGGCUUGAUAGUGAGCCAUUUACUGGCUGCUUUCCCUUCUAGGUUUCCCUUGCCCUCAAAUCCUUGCCUCAGCAGCCUGCUUCUGGAGAAACCCAAACUAAACUGAAGGGCCUCUACAAUGCCCUCCUCAAAUCCCUGCCCCACUCCAUUACUAACCUAAUCGAAGAAUUCCCACCCCAGAAAACCCUCUGACCUAUGAUAGCUCUCACUGCGUAGUGCCUCUAAUGGACAACAAAGCAAGUGUGUAUCAGCACUCUUCAGGACAUACACCAGUGUUCCCAGCGCAAAACUGAGUGGCUUAAAACAAUUGCCACUUAUUUGCUUGUAAUUCUGCAGUCUGGGCUGGGCUUAACUGGGCACUUCUGCUAUCUUGCUUUGGUCACUUGUGCGGCUGCAGUCACCUGAGGGCUUGGCUGGGAAUCCAAGUCAAGCUCAAGUGUCCGGUCUCAGCUGGGAGCCCUGGUGGUGCAGUGGGUAAGGGCUACAGCUGCUAACUAGAAGGUCAGCAACUUGAAGCCACCAGCCACUCCCUGGAAAUCCUAAAGUUCUACUCUGUCUUGUAGGGUCACUAUGAGUUAGAAUCAACUUGAUGGAAACGGGUUUGGUUUUUGUUCUUGGUCUCAGGUGAGAUGGCUGGAACUCUGGGAGCAGGCUGACCAUCUCUCCACAUGGUCUCUCCAGGGAAGCAGCUGAUCUCUACACGGUGGCUCAAGGGUUCCAAGCGAACAAGCCCCAGCUUGCACCAUGCUUACUGAUAUCCCAUUACCCAUAGUCAGUCUUGUAGCUGAGCUGAGAAGUCAGCAUGGGAGACACUACACAAAGACCUAAUACUGGGAGGCGGGAGACAGAGUUCAUCGGGGCUGUGGGUGUAAGUCUCCCACAUCUGCUGCCCUGAACCAGCAUACAGCUGCUCAUGUAUAUUCACGUGGUGAUGAAUUCCCCCACGUGUCUGUGAGUUUGUCCUACUGUGGGGGCUUGUGUGUUGCUGUGAUGCUGGAAGCUGUGCCACUGGUGUUCAGAUACCAGCAGGGUCCCCCUUGGAGGACAGGUUUCAGCUGAGCUUCCAGACUUAGACAGACUAGGAAGAAGGACCCAGCAGUCUACUUCUGAAAAUCAUUAGCCAGUGAAAACCUUAUGAAUAGCAGUGGAACACUGUCUGAUAUAGUGCUGGAAGAUGAGCCCCCCAGGUUGGAAGGCACUCAAAAGAUGACUGGGGAAGAGCUGCCUCCUCUAAGUAGAGUCGACCUUAAUGACGUGGAUGGAGUCAGGCUUUCGGGACCUUCAUUUGCUGAUGUGGCAAGACCCAAAAUGAGAAGAAACAGCUGCAAACAACCAUUAAUAAUUGGAACCUGCAAUGUACGAAGUGUGUAUCUAGGAAAAUUGGAAAUUGUCAAAAAUUAAAUGGAAUGCAUAAGCAUCGAUAUCCUAGGCAUUAGUGAGCAGAAAUGGACUGGUAUUGGCCAAUUUGAAUCAGACAAUCAUACAGCCAACUAUGCUGGGAAUGACAACUUGAAGAGGAAUGGUGUUGCAUUCAUCAUCAAAAAGAACGUUUCAAGAUCUAUCCUGAAGUACAACACUGUCAGUGAUAGGAUAAUAUCCAUACGCCUACAAGGAAGACCAGUUAAUACGACUAUUAUUCAAAUAUACGCACCAACCACUAAGGCCAAAGAUGAAGAAACUGAAGAGUUUUGUCAGCUUCUGCAGUCUGAAAUUGAUCGAACAUGCAAUCAGGAUGCAUUGAUAAUUACUGAUGACUGAAAUGAGAAAGUUGGAAACAAAGAAGGACCGGUAGUUGGAAAAUAUGGGCUUGGUGAUAGAAACAAUGCCAGAGAUCGAAUGACAGGAUUUUGCAAGACCAGCGACUUCUUCACUGCAAAUACCUUUUUUCACCAACAUGAUUGGUGACUAUACACAUGAACCUCGCCAGAUGGAACACACAGGAAUCAAAUCAACUACAUCUGCGGAAAGAGACAAUGGAAAAGCUCAAUAUCGUCAGUCAGAACAAGGCCAGGGGCUGACUGUGGAGCACACCAUCAAUCGCUCAUAUACAAUUUCAAGCUGAAACUGAAGAAAAUCAGAGCAAGUCCACGCGAGCCAAAAUAUGACUUUGAGUAUAUCUCACCUGAAUUUACAGACCAUCUUAAAAAUAGAUUUGACACGUUGAACACUAAUGACCAAAGACCAGACAAGUUGUGGAAUGACAUCAAGGACAUCGCACAUGAAGAAAGCAAGAGGUCACUGAAAAGACAGGAAAGAAAGAAAAGACCAAGAUGGAUGUCAGAGGAGACUCUGAAAAUUGCUCUUGAAGGUCGAGUGGAAAAGCAAAAGAAAGAAAUGAUGAGAUAAAAGAACUGAACAGAACAUUUCAAAGGACAGCUGGAGAAGACUAAGUAAAGUAUUAUAGUGACAUGUGCAAAGAGCUAGAGACAGAAAACCAAAAGCAAAGAACAUGCUUGGCGUUUCUCGAGCUAAAAAAACUGAAGAAAAAAUUCGAGGCUCGAGUUGCAAUAGUGAGGGAUUCUAUGGGGAAAGUAUUAAAUGAUGCAGGAAGCAUCAAAAGAAGAUGGAAGGAAUACACAGAGUCAUUACACAAAAAAGAAUUAGUGGACAUUCAAACAUUUCAAGAGGUAGCAUAUGACCAGGAACCGAUGGUACUGAAGGAAGAAGUCCAAGCUGCUCUGAAGGCAUUGGUGAAAAUCAAGGCUCCAGGAACUGAUGGAAUAUCAAAUGCGAUGUUUCAACAAACAGAUGCAGCACUGGAAGUGCUCACUCGCCUAUGCUAAGAAAUUUGGAAGAGAGCUACCUGGUCAACUGACUGGAAGAGAUCCAUAUUUAUGUCUAUUCCCAAGAAAGGUGAUCCAGCCAAGAGCAGAAAUUAUCGAACAAUAUCAUUAAUACCACACACAAGCAAAAUUUUGCUGAAGAUCAUUCAAAAGUGGCUGCAGCAGUACAUCGACAGGGAACUGCCAGAAAUUCAGGCUGGCUUCAGAAGAGGACGUGGAACCAGGGAUAUCAUUGCUGAUGCCAGAUGGAUCCUGGCUGAAAGCAGAGAAUACCAGAAGAGUGUUUACCAGUGUUCUAUUGACUAUGCAAAGGCAUUGGACUGUGUGGAUCAUGACAAAUUAUGGAUAAGAUUGCAAAGAAUGGGAAUUCCAGAACACUUAAUUGUGCUCAUGAGGAACCUUUACGUAGAUCAAGAGGCAGUUGUCUGACAGAACAAGGGGGUACUGAGUGGUUUAAAGUCAGGAAAAGUGUGCGUCGGGGUUGUAUCCUUUCACCAUACCUAUUCAAUCUGUAUGCUGAGCAAAAAAUCCGAGAAGCUGGACUAUAUGAAGAAGAAUGGGGCAUUAGGAUUGGAAGAAGACUCAAUAACAAUCUGCAUUAUGCAGAUGACAUUAUUGCUUGGUGAAAGCGAAGAGGACUUGAAGCACUUACUAAUGAAGAUCAAAGACCACAGCCUUCAGUAUGGAUUACACCUCAACAUAAAGAAAACAAAAAUCCUCACAACUGGACCAAUGAGCAACAUCAUGAUAAACAGAGAAAAGAUUGAAGUUGUCAAGGAUUUCAUUCUACUUGGAUCCACAAUCAACAGCCAUGGAAAUAGCAGUCAAGAAAUCAAAAGACGCAUUGCAUUGGGUAAAUCUGCUGCAAAGGACCUCUUCAAAGUGUUGAAAAGCAAAGAUGUCACCUUGAAGACUAAGGCACACCUGACCCAAGCCAUACUAUUUUCAAUCGCAUCAUAUGCAUGUGAAAGCUGGACAAUGAAUAAGGAAGACCGAAGAAGAAUUGAUGCCUUUGAAUUGUGGUGUUGGCAAAGAGUAUUGAAUAUACCAUGGACUGCCAAAAGAACGAACAAACCUGUCUUGGAAGAAGUACAGCCAGAAUGCUCCUUAGAAGCAAGGAUGGCGAGGCUGCAUCUUACAUACUUCGGACAUGUUGUCAGAAAGGAUUAGUCACUGGAGAAGGAUAUCACGCUUGGUAAAGUACAAGGUCCGUGGAAAAGAUGAAGACGCUCAGCAAGAUGGAUUGACACCGUGGCUGGAACAACAGGCUCAAGCACAGCAGUGAUUGUGAGGAUGGUGCAGGACGGGGCAGCCUUACUGCGGUACACGGGGUCGCUAUGAUUUGGAGCAGCCUUGACGGCACCCAACAACAACAGUGAUGAAUUCAUAGGUACGUGCUACAUUUCACUGAUUCUAAAAAAAAAAAAUUUUUUUUCCUAAGGAGGGACUAACUGGGAUUCCUCUUACAGCCGACUGUCUGCGUUUGUUUCCCCAUCCGGACCUUAUCGAUUAAAAUGUUUGCAGUCCUGGUGGCCUGGUGGUUAAGAGUUCAGCUGGUAACUAGAAAUGUCGGCAGUUUCAACCCACCAGCCCCUCCUUGGAAGCCCCGUGGGGCAGCUCUACUCUGUCCUGUAGGGCUGCUAGGAGUCGGAAUCGACUUGACGGCAACAGGGAUGUUUUUGGUGGUAUACGAAAUAACGAUAUAGAAUAAUGAGGACGGCAAAGUACAGGGCAAUGUCUCCUUCUGCUGUGCACAGGGUCACUAUGAACUGACUCGAUGGCACCUAACAACAACAUAAAUGGGGGUAGAUCUUAUCACCGAUGGCAUCUGAAAUUCUGUUGAAAUGUAAGAUGUGUAUCCUGACGUGUCAACACCCACACACACACACACACAGAGCACUAAUAUGAUGGAAUGUUCCUAAGAAAAUCUGCAUUAUUAAAAAAACUAACAAAAUGCAUUUCAAUGGGAAAAGAAGGAUGGUUUAGGGGCACAAUAGCAUCAAACGAGCAAUAGCAAAAUUGUUUUUCCUUCUGGAAUUUCAACACUAACGGUAUUUUUUUAAAACAAAGUUACUCUAAGAAUUGCUAUUAAAAUGUCCGCAUGAUUAAGGACUAUCACCUGAGCAUAUGAGCAAAAUGGGCAUUCAUUCCCCUUCUCACCUGCUUGGAUUUCGUUACCCAUUGUUGGUCUCUGAAUCACUCUUGGUCGUGAAAGCGCACAAAAGCAGAUUUUCCCUCUGCCUGUGGUGCUAGUGACAGAUUUCCGCAAGGGUGGUCCUGGUAUAACUGAAGUUAUAACCAGUAUCAGAAUGAUAGUGCAAACUGGGUUGGCUAAUGAAGCUGCGACAUUAUAUUCAAGUUGCAUCAUGAAGGCACAUUCCUCCUAACACCCACCUGGUGUAUAUUUAAUAUACGUGGACUGUAUUUGCAUUUUCAUAUUAUGAAAAACCACAGUAAGCUCAUUAUGUCCUUUGGGAGAAUUAGAUGCUUCUUCCACAAGUCAUCUGUCAGAAAACCGUGCAGUACACUGAUGAAGCCAGAACAUAGCACUUUACUGCCAUCUGCUGAGAAGGUGUGGUAAAAAAAUGCAUAUCUACCUUAUCUAGUCAAAGAAUAUAGUCCUCAGUACAGAUUACACCUCAACAUAAAACAAAAAUCCUCACAACUGGACCAGUAAGUGACAUCAUGAUAAACAGAGAAAAGACUAAAGCUGUCAAGGGUUUCAUUUUACUUGGAUCCACAAUCAAUGCCCAGGAAAGCAGCAGUCAUGAAAUCAAACGACUCAUCCUAUUGGGCAAAUCUGCUGCAAAAGAUCUCUUGAAAGUGUUGAAAAGCAAAGAUGUCACUUUGAAGACUAAGGUGUGCCUGAUCCAUGCCAUGGUAUUUUCAAUUGCCUCAUAUGCAUGUGAAAGCUGGAUAAUGAAUAAAGACAGAAGAAUUGAUGCCUUUGAAUUAUGGUGUUGAUGAAGAAUAUUGAAUACACCAUGGACUGCCAGAAGAACAAACAAGUAUGUCUUGGAAGAAGUACAGCCAGAGUGUGUUCCUUGGAAGUGAGGAUGGUGAGACUAUGUCUCACAGACUUCGGACAUGUCAUCAGGAGGGACCAGCCACUGGAGAAAGACAUCAUGCUUGGUAAAAUAGAGAAUCAGUGAGAAAGAGGAAGACCCUUGACCAGAUGGAUUGACACUGUGGCUGCAACAAUGGGCUCAAACAUAGCAACAAUUGUGAGGAUGGUGCAGGACCAGGCAGUAUUUCAUUCUGUUGUGCACAGUGUUGCUGUGAGUUGGAACCAACUCGACAGCACCUAACAAGACUGUAUAUAGGAGGUGACUGUUGUCAACUAGAGGUUUGCGGUGCAUGGGAACACCACACGGGGCAGCCUUGAAUUAGUAGCCAGAGGGUUAGCAGGAUAGCCAAGAGCAGAGAUGCUAAGGCCAGGCUGCCUAGGUUGAAUCCCCAGCUCUGGCCCUUCUAGAUGUUGACCUUGGGCACAUGAAAUAACUUUUCUGUGUCUCCAUUUCCUAAUUUAUAACUGGAGAGAGUAACUGCCUUAUGGUGUAGAAGUGAAGAUUAAAUAUUCCAAUACAUGUAAAGCACUAAAAGCAAUGCUUGGCGCAGGGUGACCGUCAUACGAACGUUUUCUACCAUAUUAUUUUAAAAUUUAUUUAACAAGUACUUUCUCAGUGGCAGGCACAGUUCUAACAUUUCCACAAAGAUUAACCCCUUUAAGUCUCCUAGCUACAAUUUUAAAAACCAAAACCAAACCCGUCGCCUACCAAUCCGUUUCGACUCAUAGCGAUGCUAUAGGGCAGAGUAGAAAGGCGCCGUAGGGUUUUCAAGGAGCAGCUAGUGGAUUCAGACUGCCGACCUUUUUGGUUAGCAACCGAACGCUUAACCACUCCACCAUCAGGGCUCCAACUACACUUUUGGGACAGGCAUAUGUAGGGGGCUAAAGCCAACACAUCACAAAAGGGGAUCGGUGAGGACGUAAGUUCCACUGAGCGUUUGCAAACAUCACAUCGGGGACAUGCGACUGGGAUUCUCACCUCCCUAAGAAGCGAUGAAGGCUUUUGGGAAUGUGAAGGGCCGUUUGAGAUUCCUGUCUCUCAUCGGGCUUGAAUGUCGGGGGUGAAUGCUGUGUGUGAGUGUGGUAGAGGGCAAGGAAAACUUGCCAGAGGCCAGCCUUCUCAGGUCUCACCCUGGGAACCAGCGGACAGAUACCUAACAGGAGCGGCUCAUUCAGCACCGCGGAAAGCUCCUGGUUGGCGUCGGUUGGGGAUCCAAGAUCUCUGAGUUCCGCCUCCUGCCCGCCUGCCCAGGCCAUCCCGCAGGCCCCGCCCAGAUUGGAAGAUCCCUCAUCCAGCUUAAAAAGGUGAAGGAGGCCUGGGCAGGAAUGGACACCAGUACCUAGAGCUGUGAUUACACCCUGAUUCCCCCACAAAGACACAGGGUGGCCUGCUAGGGAA